AUGAAGUAUUUUACAGUUUUAUUCUUCUGUUGCUUUACCACAAAUAGCUUUAUCUGUGCUAGAAGUAAAAAAAGAUGCCCGCAUUCUUCAACAAAAGAUUGUGAUGUUCUUGUGGACUGUUCGCGUAAAAAACUAACGGAGAUUCCAAAGUUUGUGACAAACGUCACUUGCAUUUUUCUGAGAGAAAACAAAAUUAGUCUAAUAGCAUAUAGUUCUUUUCAAGGCCUGCAUAGAUUACACACUCUUGAUUUAUCUGGGAAUAUACUAAAGACGAUUCACGAAGGAGCGUUUGGAGGUUUAAAAAUGCUACAGUAUCUUGAUAUUUCAUACAACAACAAUCUUGGAUUUGCUGUUCUCCCUAAUGUAACGCACAAUUUGAAUAAAACCAAUAUCAAAGUAUUGAAAUUUGACCAGAUCACCUGUAUGGGAGGGAGAGGCACCGUUCUACGUCAGCAUCAUUUGCAUAAUCUGAAAAAUACGUCACUAGAGGAGCUCAGUACAUCUAGCAAUAGGAUAGAUUUGUUUGAACCAUGUGUGCUAUCUCAUCUACCAAAGACCAUGAAGAAAAUGUCCUUUGCAGCCAACCGUUUUAGUGCAGGGAUGUAUGCUUUCGAGUUCCACACCCUGGAAAACGUGCAAGUAAUCAAUGCAAGUCUAAGGAACCGUCCUCCUCAUUUUUAUGAAUCAGUGUCGAGCUGUAGGGAAAAUUUCGACAAAGAAGAAUUUACUCCUCUUAGAAAGACUUGCCUGCAAAGUGUGAAGUCAAAUACUAAACCAUCACACCACUUUAAUGUAACAUAUUCUGUUCCACCAAAUCUGCACACUUUAUACCUCAACUCUAGCAGAAUUUUCUUUAGAGCUACCGCCUUUGGUAUUCAUGAAAACAAGAUUCGACGAUUAUUCCUACAGGAUAAUAUCAUUUACCAGUUUAUCGGACCUCUAUUCGGAGUAGAAAAUAUUACAGAGAUUGACUUGUCAAGGAACUUUUGUUACAAAAUGACUAAGUCAUUUACUCAUAGUUUGCCUAAAUUGCGCAUACUUAAACUUAAACAAAAUAAUCUCGGAGAAACAUUUAAAAGCGAUAUUUCGGGUUCCAUUUUUGAAAAACAAAGCAAACUAUACUAUCUUGAUAUAUCGUAUAAUAGAAUCCAUGGACUAUCUUUUUUAUUUUUGAAAAAUCUGGUCAGUCUCUCGUUGCUUGACAUUUCAAACAAUCAGAUUUCGGAAUGGAACGUGAAAAUGUCUCAUAUGAUGAAUCUAUCGUAUCUAGAUUUAUCUAAUAAUAGGUUAGGGGCGAUCUCAAAAAAUGGAAUGAAAGAAAUUACACAACUCUUUGGGGACUCAAACUUGACAAUCAACCUGAAAGGUAAUAGAUUGAUUUGUUCUUGCGACACAAUAGAUUUCUUGAGAUGGUUCUCCAAAUAUAGAGAACAUUUCAGAAAUUAUUCUUCAUAUUCCUGUUCUAAAACACACAAGGAUUUGUUCUCCUUUAAGGAUCUUGAAAAAUCCCUAAUUAGGCUUCAAUCCGAAUGCCAGUCGAACACGUUUUAUUAUGUUUUAGGCUCUACAACAUUGUCUUUACUUUUGAGUUUUGUCAUUAGUGUGAGUAUUUAUAAAAAUCGUUGGAAAAUCCGUUACCUCAGAUACACAGCAAAACAGAGAUUCUGCAAUAGAUAUAUAAGACUAAACAAUAAAACUGAUGACCCAUUCAUGUACGACGCUUUUGUAUCAUAUGCCAGCAAAGAUAGAGAAUUUGUGACGAAAGAAAUGAUUAAACACUUGGAACAAAUCAAUGGAUUUCGGCUUCUUAUCCGUGAUAGAUCAUUUGUGCCAGGGGAUUCAAAAUCUCACCAGAUAGUACGAUCUAUUCAGGAAAGUAAGAGGACCAUAUGCGUAGUUUCGAAACGUUUUUUGAAAUCCAGUUGGAGGGAAUAUGAGCUGAACAUGGCAAGGGUGGAAGGAAUAGAGGCAAGGAAAACACUCAGAUACGUCAUUUUAAUCCUUCUUCCUGAGGUUCAGAAUAGUGACUAUCUAAAAAAGAUUUCGGAUUUUUUGAAGAAAAAUUGUUUCAUUGAAUAUCCAGACGACCCAGCGGGCUACAAAGAAUUCUGGCAAAAUCUGUGUGACAAUUUAAGAGAAAAUAUUGAAACCUGA
Molecule: messenger RNA, 2154 nt
Organism: Saccostrea echinata
Lineage: Eukaryota; Metazoa; Mollusca; Bivalvia; Ostreida; Ostreidae
Product: toll-like receptor 4
Exons: 1
Coding region: 1-2154 (717 amino acids)
Biological process (GO): immune response; toll-like receptor signaling pathway
Cellular component (GO): membrane
Molecular function (GO): transmembrane signaling receptor activity; protein binding
Source: RefSeq, a predicted model, not a curated record